AUGACGAUAACAAAGACGGUUGUCGAGAAAUUCGACAGAAAUGUCAACUUCGGCAUGUGGCAGCUCAAGAUGGAGGCCAUUCUUGUUCAAGACGGAGUUGAUCUAGCGAUUCAUGGAAUCGAGAAUAAACCAGAAGAUGUAAAGGAUGCGGAUUUCGCUGAUAUGGAUAAGAAGGCUAGAUCCAGCAUAAUUUUGAAUCUCUCCGAUGAGGUAUUGCGUGAGGUAGCAACGGAGACUUCGGCCAAGGCUAUGUGGGAUAAAUUGAAAGCCUUGUAUAUGAAGAAGACAGUCGAGAAUCGGCUAUAUUUGAAGCAGAGUUUGUACAUGCUUCGGAUGUCUGAAGAUACAGACAUCACCAAAUUAUGGCAUAUGCGUUUGGGGCACAUGAGCGAAAAAGGCUUGGGCAUACUAAGCAAAAGAGGACUUCUGUGUGGACAAAGUACCGGGCCAUUGGAAUUCUGUGAACAUUGUAUUUUUGGGAAGCAGAAAAGAGUCAGCUUCAGUUCACCAGCAAUUCACAAGACAAAAGGUACUCUUGAUUACAUUCAUUCAGAUCUAUGGGGUCCUUCUCGUGCUCCUUCUAAAGGUGGUGCCAGCCGCCGUCAGCUAAGAAAAUUGUUGGAUGCAAAUGGGUCUUCAAGAAGAAGGAAGGUAUUCCAGGGGUUGAAGAUGCAAGAUAUAAAGCACGAUUGGUUGCAAAGGGCUAUAGUCAGGUAUGGAAAGAAAUAUGGACUUUCCAGUGGAGCAAAUUUAUCCUUAGUUGCAAUGCCAGAAAGAAUUUCAUAUUUCGAACUUCUAAAAGCAACUAAUGGGUACAGCGAAAGCAAUUUGUUGGGAACUGGAAGCUUUGGAUCUGUUUAUAGAGGUACUCUUGAUGAUGGAAGGGUCGUGGCUGCUAAAGUUUUCAAUUUACAAGUCGAAGGGGCAUUCAGGAGUUUUGAUGUAGAAUGUGAAGUACUGCGCAAUCUUCGCCAUAGAAACCUCACAGGAGUCAUCACCAGUUGCUCUAACCCUGAGUUUAAGGCAUUAGUGCUUGAGUUCAUGCCUAAUGGGAGUCUUGAGAAGUGGUUGUAUUCGCACAGCUAUUUUCUGGAUCUAAUGCAGAGAUUAGACAUAUUGAUUGAUGUUGCAUGUGCAUUGCAAUAUCUCCACUGUGAGUAUUCAACUCCAGUAAUUCACUGUGAUUUGAAACCGAGUAAUGUUCUGCUGGAUCAAGACAUGGUUGCCCAUCUAAGUGAUUUUGGCCUUACAAAGUUGUUGGCUGAGGAUAACAGCAUCACACACACCGAAACACUAGCCACACUUGGCUAUCUCGCACCAGAGUAUGGAUUGGAAGGAUUAGUAUCAACAAAAUGCGAUACCUACAGUUUUGGAAUUAUGAUGAUGGAAGUCUUCACAAGAACAAAACCUAAUAGUGAAAUGUUUGGCGAAAACUUGAGCUUGAAGAGUUGGGUGACUAAUUCAGUACUUGAUGGAUUAGCUCAUGUAAUCGAUGCUAAUUUGCUGAAGGAAAAUGAUGAAUACUUUGUUGAAAAGCUAAGCUGUAUAGCCUCAAUCAUGAAAGUGGCUCUGGACUGCACGAUGGAAUCUCCAAGAGAGAGAAGCAACAUACAAGAUGUUCUUGUUGUGCUCAAAAAAAUCAAGCUUCAGUAUUUAAGUGCCCUCCAUUCAAGGACGUCUUAA
Molecule: messenger RNA, 1683 nt
Organism: Coffea arabica (coffee)
Lineage: Eukaryota; Viridiplantae; Streptophyta; Magnoliopsida; Gentianales; Rubiaceae
Source: RefSeq, a predicted model, not a curated record